GAUUGCCUAACUACACGUACAGUGAAUGCACAAUCCUUAAGCAUGAUCCACAUGCAACUGUUUGUGAAGAUUUGCAUGCGCCUUAACUCAUGGCUAACAAUAGGUAAUCCUUCUUCAGCUUAUAAAUGUGGAAUUACCGGUAUCAAGAUGCCACACAUUUCACUUGAAAAGACCAUGUUAACAGAAGUCCGUUGCAAGUGCUCAGCCUGUCCGACACCAAACACAGCAACCAGUGCAUGAAUGCAGCAUUUUUCCCCCACCAAAAAGUCAUCUCUGAUUGCUGCAUGUGGUGCAGAUAGUUCAAAUAAACGUAUAUGCAGUGAUGACUUAAGAAUGCUUCAAACAUUAUGCCUCCAAAAGAAAUUGGCCCAACAACCCAGAGCCCUCUUGAAGACAGCAAGGACAAGUAACAGCAGUUGCAACAAGACAAACAGAGAGUUUCUGAAAUCAGAGGUUGCCGUAAUGCCCUGGUCAACAUGGAAGCACGCCCUAUUAACACACCUGUGUUGACAAGACGAUGCAUCAUUACCAGACUGGCUGAUCUGACGGCAAUCGGGUACCGAGAAAUGAUGGAGCAGUCGGCAGGUGGUUUGCUAAUUCUGCUGCCCAAGGAUCUCAGUACCUUGCCACAGGAUGUGCUCAAGCAUUGGCUUGAAUUAGAACCACAGAUGAUGGAACAAGAGACCACCAUGCCCGUUUACUUUGCUCAUGAAGAUGAGAAGCUGUUAGCGAUUCUUGAAGAAAUCAACAAAGCUGGCAGCUCCGACCAAGCCGGAACAGCAGCUGAAGCUCUUCUGAGUGCAGUGUAUGGCAAUGGCUUUCAGAUGGUUGUGAGUGGGCCCCAGGCUAAGGCCAUCAAGGAUGCACCAAUCAUCAGUUUGCAGGGUAAGCUGACAGGCAAGGGUGUGGAGGAUCAGUUACCAACAAUUGCUAUUGUGGCUCACUAUGACACCUUUGGAAUUGCACCUCAUUUAUCAUUUGGUGCUGAUUCUAAUGGCAGUGGGGUCGCUGCACUUCUGGAGCUCAGCAGACUUCUCUCCAAACUCUACACCAACUCAAGAACUCAUGCUAAGUUUAAUUUCCUCUUCCUGUUAUCUGGCGGAGGAAAAUAUGGCUACCAGGGAACCAAGAGAUGGAUUGAAGACAGCUUAGAAAGUACAGGUACAGAAUCCACACUUCUGAGUGAUGUGUCCUUUGUGCUGUGUCUAGACAGUAUCGGUGCUAGCAAUGACUUAUUUCUUCAUGUUUCCAAACCACCAAAAGAAGGCUCAACUUCUCAUCAAAUUUACAAGGAACUGGAGACGGUGUCCAACAGCCUCUAUCCAAGCGUCAACUUCAGUAUGAUACAUAAGAAGAUUAACCUAGCGGACGAUCUACUGGCCUGGGAACAUGAGCGAUUCAGCAUGCGCAGAUUACCAGCUGCUUCCCUGUCACAUCUUAAAAUUCACAGGGACGAGUAUAGAACAUCCAUAUUGGAUGACAGGUCAAGGGUUGAUGUUGAUGUCUUAGCUCGCAAUGUUAAGAUCAUCGCUGAAGCAUUGGGUAGACACAUCUAUGGAAUCAGUAAAAACAGCCUUGAUAAACAACCUGAAAUAUUUGUAGAUGGCAUGGGUGUCAACAGGGACUUCCUGGCAUCCUGGGUUAACUACUUAUCAACCAAUCCUCGCCCAGCGCAACUCAUGGUAUCCAAGGACCAACCUGUGCUGUCCACACUGGAGCAGACACUGUCUAAACAUCUCAUGAAGGAGGUCAAGAUGCUUUCCAUCAAAGCAGACAAGAGGGAGCCUGAGUUUGUAUUUUACGAUGGAUUGAAAUUCACCAUGUAUGCCUACAAUGUGAAACCAGCUGUAUUCGACUUGUUCCUGGCAGCAGGAAUUGCUGGCUAUCUGGGACUUGUCUACCUAGCUGUCAUGCACUUCUCAACGUUCAUGGCCUUUGUCAAGCGGUUCUCAGUCCCAUCCACAAAGCACAAGGAAUCGUGAAGGCAGUCAGACACAGGAAAGAUACCAUCAUUGCAAGUUGUACAGCAACAAACUGCCUGUUUAUCAGUGGUAUUGUCCUGUUUAAGGACGGGUUUUUAUACGAGUGAGCGUCAUUUUCAUAAGUUAAUGUUUUUGUAUGUGUUGUGUAGAAAUUUCAGAAAGGGCUAAAGACGGAGAGGGGGCGGGUCUGAAAAGUUAGGGGAGGCAUCCUAAAAGUACAUUACGUGUACCUAUGUGAGAGCGGGAUUGUUCUUAAGAUUUUGGAUGCUGAGGACAAUUCUAGUCAAUUCAGACUGACACCCAAGGCCUGGUUGCCUUACCCAUAAAGGUUUUCAGUAUGGAGUCAAGGGAUUUGACAAAUAUGUCCAUGCUGUAACUUCCUGUAGUCAUGUGUCUCACAGUGUGCUCUGGAGGUGCACUUUUAUGUUGUUUUUCUGUCAUUUAAUAUCUCACCAGCCUACUAAUCCAGUACUUACCAAAUACUGUUGACAGUCAUGACCUUUGAUUGGUUGACAGGCAGAAGCCCUUGGCCAGUAAGCUUUCAGUUUUUCCAUCUUGACAGAUUUCUCACAAAGACUUAUCUUCACACAGUGUAUAUGUAUGUUUGUCCUUCACCCUUUAGCAGUGCACUUAGUAGAGAGUGCCGUAAAAAUGCCUGAUUUAGUCUUUACAUUACUUUUUAGAAGAAGAAGAGCCCAAACUCCAGCAUUCAUUACUUUCACAACAAGGGUAAUUUUGAGUUAAUAUUUUGUGGUAAUGAUCUAUCAAUUUUAUCCUGUUGUGACUUCAAAUCAAAGAGAUGAUGUGCAAUUACUUUGAAUUUAUUUUACUGGAUGCUAACAUAAAAUUAGCCAUGAAAUGUUGGAAAUUAUCGGAACGUGGAAAUUUGUUGAUUGACAUGUUUGCUGAACAGGUGGUGCUACUACUGAUUUUUUUUAUUUUAAUCCUUAGCUUUACUUUGUUUGGCCAGCAGGGGGUGCCAUUGGUAUUGUAGCAUGCCCCAUGGUAAUGAACUGUACUGGUUCCCAGCCCACCAUUUGAAUGAUUAAUAUCUAGAAAACAGGAACGACAACUUCAGCUGAGACUAUGCAUAUGCACAACUAUUCUAGCUUCAUCUGCUCUUAUUUGAGAUUAAUUUAAUAGAAUGAUUACACAUCGAAAAUGACCAACUUGCUGCUUCCCCAGAAUGUGUCCCCUGAUACAUCAGGCAGAAAUUAUAGUGUUGAAUGUUCUCAUCACUGCUCAAAAGAAUGUAGAAACUAAGUUUUAUUUGAGGAGAAUUGGAAUGAGGGAGUUUGUGUCAGAUCAUGACCUUUGUUUUUCAUAUCUUAAUUAUCGAAAUGCAUUUGACAGGAGCCAGAACAUGCUCACUGAAAUUUUGUAUUCUCGGUCUUCAAAAAACAAAAACCAUUCGUAUUUUGCCGUACUCUUGUACCAGUUUCGUUUUCAUACCCCAGGUAGUGUUUUUUGGUUCAGCAGACUGUUGACAGAAUGUGGAAUGUUUGGGCGGGCAUGAUUGUGUCUUAGUUUAAAUUGUUUAAUACUGCCAACGUCAUCAGUGUCAGAAUACCAUCCUUAUCAAAUUGUCAGCAGAGCCUCCAUGAACUUUUUCCUUAUGCAAUAAUUUGUGAUAAUUGCUGUAAAGACUCCUGACAAGAGCAAAGAGAAGAAGGUGGUUGAAUGGUUACGCGUGCUGACCGCAAAACCGAAUGAAGACAUGCAGAUAAUUAUGGUCCUACAUUAUCUGUUUGCAGUCAUGAAUAAAAUGUCUGAAUAUUAUCGGAAAUGAA
This is a messenger RNA of Acanthaster planci (crown-of-thorns starfish), 3772 nucleotides long. It is a transcript of the gene ncln, whose product is annotated as nicalin. Gene Ontology annotation, biological process: regulation of signal transduction. The record is from RefSeq and is a predicted model, not a curated record. Gene Ontology annotation, cellular component: membrane. Lineage: Eukaryota; Metazoa; Echinodermata; Asteroidea; Valvatida; Acanthasteridae.